CGGCGGGCCACAGAUUGAAAGAGGUUCUCUCUGAAGCGAGAAGAGGAAGCGUGUCGCUUGAAAACAAACGCCAAAUUUCAUAAGUGCCAUCUGAUUUUCAUUUAUUUUUUCGGAGAAAAUUAUUUUGGUAGACUCGAGGAGUUGAGCCUUUUUGUGAAUUUCGCGCAGAAGAAACAAAGACAACACCACCGAGUCGCUCCACAACCGUCCAAGGUCCGACGCGAGUGUGGGUUGCAGGGGUGCAAGAUUCUGUCCGUGAGUGGUCACGGGUGGUGGGGGUCGUCUGCCGGGACCCCCGCGGACCCCAAGGGCGAGCUGGGCGAGCACCAGCAGCACCGCUUUUCGUGGCGGGCGCCGUCUCCUACGGGGGCGGCGCGGCCCCUCUCGCCCACAGCCCCUGCCGACAUGGUGGUGCAGAAGGUAGGGCGGCAGUCCAGCCUCACCAGGCUCGGCUCCAUCCUCAACACCGCCGUCCACCCCAAAAGACAACAACCCAGCAACGGCGAGGUGCAGUGGUGUUUCUCGCAGGUCAAGGGGACCCUGGACGAUGAUGUGACCGAGGCCGACAUCAUAUCAUGCGUCGAAUUCAACAGCACCGGCGACCUACUCGCCACCGGCGACAAGGGCGGUCGCGUCGUCAUUUUCCAGCGCGAUCCUCAGUCGAAGACCGCGAUGCCUCGACGGGGCGAAUACAAUGUCUACUCGACCUUCCAGAGCCACGAACCUGAGUUCGAUUACCUCAAGAGUUUGGAAAUCGAGGAAAAAAUUAAUAAGAUCCGGUGGUUGAACCGGCAAAAUCCUGCACACUUUCUGCUCUCAACCAAUGACAAGACCAUUAAGUUGUGGAAAGUCUCCGAGAGGGAUAAGAGAGUCGAGGGAUACAAUACACGCGAGGACACAGGACAGCUCAAGGAUCCGGCAUCCAUCACCUCGCUUAGAGUACCUGUAAUAAAGCCAAUGGAGUUGAUGGUGGAGGCGUCACCACGGCGCAUUUUCGCCAACGCGCACACUUACCACAUCAACUCAAUCAGCGUAAACUCGGACCAGGCGACCUACUUGUCAGCGGACGACCUGCGCAUCAACCUUUGGAACCUUGAGAUCACCGACCAGAGCUUCAACAUUGUCGACAUCAAACCCACCAACAUGGAGGAGCUGACUGAGGUGAUCACUGCCGCUGAGUUCCAUCCAAUUGACUGCAACGUCUUCGUCUACUCGAGCAGCAAGGGCACAAUCCGCUUGUGCGACAUGCGCGAGGCCGCUCUCUGUGAUAAGCACGCCAAACUGUUUGAGGAGCCAGAAGAUCCCACAAAUAGGAGUUUCUUCUCUGAAAUAAUCUCAAGCAUUUCGGACGUGAAAUUGUCCAACUCGGGCCGCUACAUGGUGUCCCGAGACUACUUGUCGGUCAAGGUUUGGGACUUACGAAUGGAAACAAAGCCCAUCGAGUCCUAUGCUGUGCAUGAGUAUUUGCGGGCCAAGCUGUGCUCUUUGUACGAGAGUGACUGCAUUUUCGACAAGUUUGAGUGCUGCUGGAACGGCAACGACUCUGCCAUAAUGACCGGCUCGUACAACAACUUUUUCCGGAUGUUUGAUCGCACCACGAAACGCGACCUCACGCUCGAGGCGUCUCGAGAAGUUGCCAAGCCGCGCACGGUGCUCAAACCCAGAAAGGUGGGAAUGGGUGGCAAGCGGAAGAAGGAUGAGAUCAGCGUGGACUGUCUGGAUUUUGGCAAGAAAAUUUUGCACACGGCGUGGCAUCCGUCGGAAAAUAUAAUAGCCGUCGCGGCCACCAACAACCUUUUCAUCUUCCAGGACAAGUUCUAAUGCCUUUCCUAGAGGAAGACUGGAGGCUCGGGAGGCCUCUGAUUUUGUUGCUGCCAUUUGUUUUGUCGGAAUAAUCUCGCGGUCGGUGCCAUCCGAAGAGAGAGAGAGAGGGAGAGAAUGGAGAAAGAAAGGAAGAAAGCUUUGCUGCUUUGCACAAACUUCAGGGUGGAUCGAGAGAGGGUGUUUUUGUGCCUGUGUGUGUGCCGGGGGGAGUUGAUCCAAAGUAAAAAGACUUGCAACUCGCUCUCACUCACUUGUUGCGUAUAAAUUAUUUUUGUUUAUCGAGUUAUUGGUUAAGAUAAAUUAAUAAAAAGCGUGGGCGCGGCUCCAGCCAAAUGUAUGUACUACGAAACGAACGUACGUGUGGAGAAACUACGAGAAUGAAGACGGAGUCGCGCCUCAAAAGGACUCAAACUGGAGAAAAAAAAAACUAGCUAUGGUUUUG
Messenger RNA from Neocloeon triangulifer, 2266 nucleotides. It is a transcript of the gene tws, whose product is annotated as protein phosphatase PP2A 55 kDa regulatory subunit. Gene Ontology annotation, molecular function: protein binding; protein phosphatase regulator activity. NCBI's taxonomy places the organism in Eukaryota, Metazoa, Arthropoda, Insecta, Ephemeroptera, Baetidae. Bases 406 to 1821 code for a protein of 471 amino acids. Gene Ontology annotation, cellular component: cytosol; protein phosphatase type 2A complex. The record is from RefSeq and is a predicted model, not a curated record. Gene Ontology annotation, biological process: peptidyl-serine dephosphorylation. The transcript is spliced from 10 exons.